This is a messenger RNA of Rotaria sp. Silwood1, 828 nucleotides long. The record is from the annotation of a GenBank genome assembly. NCBI's taxonomy places the organism in Eukaryota, Metazoa, Rotifera, Eurotatoria, Philodinida, Philodinidae.
AUGUUAUUUAAACAAAUUCUCUUUCCAGCACCGUAUCCACCCCAAUAUUCAUUAACAUCGCAUAAAAAUAAACUUUUCUGGUUGCCAGCUACCCAAGAAAAGUUGGCAGGAUCGCAAAUACCCUGUAUGCUCUAUUCACCAAUAGGUGAAGCGAAUUUUUUUGUCAUCUGGUGUCAUGGCAACGGUGAUGACAUUGGUAGUAUAGACAUGGCUAUGAACACAUUGAGUCAACGAAUUCAAGCACAUGUUAUGGCUUUUGAAUACCCUUCUUAUGGUCUAUGUAAGAGAUCAAUAGAACCUACUGAAGAGACAAUCAAUAAUCAUGCCGAACGUGCAUAUUCGUUUGUACGUGAUACACUUCGAUGGCCAUCCGAUCGAAUUCUCAUCUACGGACAUUCAAUCGGGAGUGGUCCCGCAUGUCAUCUUGCUGCUACAAAAGCAGUCGGUGGACUCAUUCUAAAAUCGCCUUAUAAAUCUUUAAGUCAUCUGAUUCAAGAAAAAAUCUGGAUAUUUUCAAAGCUUUUCAGUAUUCCAAAUUGGAAUAAUCUGGAAGCCAUAAAACAUAUUCGUUGUCCGAUACUCUUUAUACAUGGGCAACGUGACAAUUUGAUCCCUUUUCAUCACUCAAAAGCGUUGUACAAUUCAUUAAAUCAUAAUGAGAAAAAGCGAUUAGUCUUAUUACCAGAUGAUGAUCACAAUUCGAUACCUGAUUCGAUAUUUCUUAUGCAUGUGGAAAUAUUUCUCAGGGAAUAUUUUUCAUCGACAACAGAAUCCAUGCCUCAAGUCAAAAUUUCGUCAGCUUUAUUUCAUCUGCCACUAAUGAUUUAA